CCGUCCCUUUUGCUGUUUUCGUCGUCGCCCGCGUCAACAGGAUGGCCCCGUGUGGGGCAUUGUCCACGUUGCUCCCGACGAAGUGCCUAUGGACGAUCUUCCCGCUGAUGCUGUUUCGCCUGCACUUGAAUCCGUCAUGUCCGAGACCGCCCGGACUCCUCCCGUCCGCCCCCAAUCCGCUACCCGGAACGCUCCGCGUGUGGGCCCCUACGUUCUAGGGAGAGAACUGGGUAAAGGGUCGACCGGGCAAGUCGUCCUCGGGACGCACACUGUUACGAAGACCAAAGUGGGUAUCAAGAUCGUAGAUCGAACCCACCGAAACAAUGGCGGCAACGGCCGAUACCUGACCGGCUCCGAAGCUGAGCGCAUUCAGCAUCGGAAACUAGAACGCGAAAUCACCAUUAUGAGACUCAUCCACCACCCCGCCAUCAUACAAUUGUAUGAUGUGUACGAUAAAGAGAACUGGCUCUUUCUUGUUAUGGAGCUGGUAGAGGGGGGUGAAUUGUUCGAUCACAUCAUCCAGCGUGGCCGACUGCCAGAGCCGGACGCGUUGAAGUAUUUCCAGCAGAUCAUUUACGGCCUCGAAUACUGCCAUGGCUACAAUAUCUGUCACCGCGAUUUGAAGCCGGAAAACCUUCUCCUCGACCGUGAGGGCAACAUAAAAAUCGCCGACUUUGGCAUGGCUUCGUUGCAGCACUCCGGUGCACUUAUGAAGACCAGUUGCGGGUCCCCCCAUUACGCAUGUCCAGAGAUUAUUCAUGGUGACAAGUACGACGGCGCCGCGGCGGACAUUUGGAGUGUCGGUGUCAUCCUGUUCGCGCUCGUCACCGGCAACCUGCCUUUCGAUGACAAGAACGUGCGCCUCUUGCUGGACAAGGUUAAGGCCGGGCGCUACGCUAUCCCAGAUAUCGUUGGCCCUGAAUGCAAAGACAUGAUCAGGAAGAUGCUGACAGUAAACCCCGAGCGACGCAUUAAGAUGCCUGCCAUCAAGGAGCAUCCGUUUUUUACUUUAUACGAGACCGGUGUACAACCUAACCCACCUCAAGAAGAUCAUAACGAACUCCACCUUGAGAGUGGCGAGGCGCUUGAUGAAGAUUGCGUGAAGUCGUUGGUGCAUCUCGGAUACGGCGGCGAAGACCAAGUCGAAGAGGUGGUCAUCGACAAGUUGCGGGACGCAAAACCGCACCCCGCAAAAAUGUUCUACAACUUGUUUUUGCGUCGGAAGAUCGAAACAUUCGAAAACUACGACCCUCUGAACGACAUCAACUGGGAUGUGGAGGGAGGGCCAAAACGUCGAACGAGCUCUCUUCUCGCCUUAACGCCGACCAGCGCGCAAGGCUCAGCGGUAGACCUCGCCCACGGGUCGGCUCUCUCCCUGGCAGGCAGGUCAACCGACGAGCUCCGACGUUCGACGGACAAUGUGAACGUGCGGAGCUCCCGGGAGGAGCACCCGGGUGCGGCCUCGAGCAGCACCACCGACCUCCCGGCGGCGUUGGGGGCGUCAGCUCCUCGUCCGUCGGGAGAGGCGGGAGCGACGGCCGGGCCUGUCGGCGGUCCAGGGAGGGACGCGACAGGUGCUGCCGGGCCGUCGGCUGCGGGGCAGGCGUCGCCCAAAAAGGCCGUAGCGCCGAACAAGAUCUUUACCAACGUUGGCAAGUACGCGGACACUGCUGUCAGGGUUAGCAGUCCGCUGUCGGCCUCCAUUACCGACGACUCCUUGUCUCUUACAACCACUACUACGGAAGCUUCGUCUUCCACGCCAGCCAGCCACUCACGGGGUGCGUCGGCUCAAGCACGUGCGAACAAGGGAAAGCUCACGAUUCAGACCGGCAGCGGCGAACCUUCGGGUGCUGGUCCUUCGAGCUCGCUAUCUCAGGACCCUGCGCGAGCGGCUUUGAUGCAAGAAAUUCUACGGGCAUCGCCUUCGGGCUCCCAAGCUGAAAUCGGCACACCUCGAUUCCACCGGAAGAAACACUCGUUUUCGGGUUCGCUCACACCGGCCGUGUCUUCAAGCCCCAAGAGAUCCUGGUUUUCGUCGCUCUUCUCGAUGAGCAAACCUGAGCCUCUUUACGUCACCAGUCGCAAUGGCUACGAGCGUACUUUGGAAAUGUUGCGUACACUCCUGACUACCAACGUUGCAUGCGCCCGUGUAGAUGCCACCCGCGACGGCUACAGGUGCAAAUACGACGGUAACGCACCUAUUUCAAGAUCCGCCACCGGCGACGCCUCGGCUCCUGGCUUCAGCAGCGGGAACGCUACCCAGACUGAACGGAUUGUGCUUAAGCCCGUGAAGUUCACCGCGCUCGUCGUUCGAGCCAACGGUGAGCCCGCGUCGUCGUCGGGUGCCGCGAGCGGGGAUGACGAAGAUGCGGAGGAGCCCGGGGAGGGGCCUUUUAAAAUCCAGUUGACCAUAAGCCAGGGAGCGUACUCAGCGCUACAGAGCAUCGCUGCAAUCAUGCAGGGAAUCGCGGACAGUGAGGAUUGGGCUCCACUAGCGCCGCCUUCCUAAAGGAAAAAAAAUCGUUGACGGGGCCGUAGUUUGUGUUCGGUCGGGUUAUAUCGUGCUUGCGGUUUAUGUUUGCUAUAAGGACCCGGUUUACCGGUGGUGCCUUCAGGAGAGAGGAGUGACGGGGGCUCCAGUUUUGCUCCGAACGGUAUUAUCAGCGCUUGCGGUUCUUUGUUGUGAUAAAGGACUCGGGAUUCCCGGUGGUGCCUUUUGAUUAUGUGUAUAUACCAUUCUCGCGGGGGAGGGAGACUGUUGUGGUGCAUACCAUUACGCUGUUGGAAAUACAAGUUUUUGGAAUGCGAAUGAGAUGGUACUGAGGAAAGCCAGACUUCAAUGAUCGUGGAUGGUUUGGAUGUCAUUCAUACUGAAUUUGAGAUGCUAAUCGGUUGCCAGUGAUGGGUAACCGAG
This is a messenger RNA of Fimicolochytrium jonesii, 2914 nucleotides long. RefSeq names its product kinase-like domain-containing protein. Gene Ontology annotation, biological process: intracellular signal transduction; protein phosphorylation; microtubule cytoskeleton organization. NCBI's taxonomy places the organism in Eukaryota, Fungi, Chytridiomycota, Chytridiomycetes, Spizellomycetales, Powellomycetaceae. Gene Ontology annotation, molecular function: ATP binding; protein serine/threonine kinase activity; tau-protein kinase activity. The record is from RefSeq and is a predicted model, not a curated record. The transcript has 17 exons. Bases 89 to 2509 code for a protein of 806 amino acids. Gene Ontology annotation, cellular component: cytoplasm.